Labeo rohita (rohu) is the source of this 3485-nucleotide messenger RNA. It is a transcript of the gene nfatc1, whose product is annotated as nuclear factor of activated T cells 1. Bases 417 to 3029 code for a protein of 870 amino acids. Gene Ontology annotation, cellular component: transcription regulator complex. Gene Ontology annotation, molecular function: DNA-binding transcription factor activity, RNA polymerase II-specific; RNA polymerase II cis-regulatory region sequence-specific DNA binding; transcription factor binding. NCBI's taxonomy places the organism in Eukaryota, Metazoa, Chordata, Actinopteri, Cypriniformes, Cyprinidae. Gene Ontology annotation, biological process: calcineurin-NFAT signaling cascade; regulation of transcription by RNA polymerase II; cytokine production. The record is from RefSeq and is a predicted model, not a curated record. The transcript is spliced from 10 exons.
GCCUGCGUCACUCCACAAAGAGGCGGGGCUCCACGGAGGUGUUUCCCGGCUUUAUAUAGAUACAGAGACCUUUCCAUCGCAAAGCAGUGCGUCACCAGAACCCCUGGAAACUAACAUGCAAGUCCAGAAUAGAAAAUAUAACGAGUUAGACCAACUGUAUUAAAAGAAUAUCCAUACAGUUUUGCGUUGUUAUUGCACGCGCUUUUAAGUGUUGUAUAUUGAACCAUCUGAGCUUUCAGAUCAUUUAGACCGUUUUGUCGUGACUGGAAUACACCUUUAUUGCGGUAGAAGUGAACACUUUUAUCAGAUAUCUGGACUCGUCUUUAUAUUGGGGAAUAAAACGCUCAACGGACACUGUCGCGCGUUUUGGGAAAGUGCGUUGAACUUGCUGUGAGUUCACUCUACACUUCGCAAGCAUGAAAUCCGCAGAGGAAGAUGCAUAUGGUUACAGCCAAAACACCAGCAUCUCGCUAGCUCUGAGCAACCCCUGCCCGCCCUCCCAGUACCACAAUCUCCAGACCAGCCCUUCCUUGUCGAUAUCCAUCAGUCAGCCCUCUUCGUUCUCCCCUCAAGAUGACUUGAGCUCGGUGGGGUACUUCCAAACAUCCGGCACCCGGUCCAACGGAGCACCCACUUUGGAGAGUCCACGCAUUGAGAUAACAGCUUACGGUCAGUUCCCUGAGGACGAAGUGGAGGAGAACAACGUCCCCGUGGCUAAGCGAGUCAAUUCCAUAGUGACAUUAACUUUGCCAAGCGUCGACGGUUAUCGUGACCCCACCUGCCUCAGCCCGGCGAGCAGCGUGUCUUCCCGUAGCUGCCAUUCAGAAGCGUCAUCGUACGAAUCGGGCUUCUCGUACAACUACGACAACUCGCCGCAGAACUCGCCCUGGCAGUCUCCCUGCGUCUCCCCGAAAGGUUCCUCCUCUCUGCAGUCGUGCACCCUUGGUGCUUCUCCUCGCCAUUCUCCAUCCGGUUCACCCCGUACCAGUAUCACCGACGACAGCUGGAUGGGCACCCGAGGCUCCCGACCGAAUUCUCCUUGUGCCGGUAAACGGAAGUACAGCUUCAAUGGAGGCCCGUCGCACAAGUACCAUCCGUACUCGCCAAAUCAAUCCCCAGGGCCGUCGCCACAAACUUCGCCCCGUCUCAGCGUGACGGAGGACACCUGGCUGCCCAACACCAACCAGUACACCAACUCCGCCAUCGUUGCCGCCAUUAAUGCCCUCACCACAGAUGGAUUAACAGAUCUUGGGGAGGGGAUCCCUUUGAAGUCCCGCAAGACCAGUCUGGAGCACAGCGCUUCGAUGAACCUGAAAGUAGAACCAGGUGGAGAAGAGACAGGAUCCCUGGAGCUUUGCCAGGAGGAUUUCUCCUCAGCACGCCUGCCCUUCAAAAAAGAGACCUACUGCAGUGGCUUCUUGGAUGUGCCCCAGCACCCAUAUUGGUCCAAGCCAAAACCUUACAUCAGUCCGUCGUUGCCUGCUCUCGACUGGCAGUUGCCUUCCAGUUCAGGGCCGUACAGCCUACAGAUUGACGUCCAACCCAAGUCUCAUCACCGCGCUCACUACGAGACCGAAGGCAGCAGAGGGGCUGUAAAAGCACUAGCAGGAGGGCAUCCAGUGGUCCAGCUUCACGGCUACAUGGAAAGUGAGCCCCUGACCCUCCAGCUGUUCAUUGGGACAGCAGAUGACCGUCUUCUUCGGCCUCACGCCUUCUACCAGGUCCACCGUAUAACCGGGAAGACCGUGUCCACACCAAGCCACGAAGUCAUGCAGUCCAACACCAAAGUUCUUGAGAUUCCUCUACUCCCUGAGAGCAACAUGAGGGCCAUAAUCGACUGCGCUGGAAUUCUCAAGCUGCGGAACUCAGACAUCGAGCUCCGGAAGGGCGAGACAGACAUCGGGCGGAAGAACACGCGUGUGAGGAUGGUGUUCCGUGUCCACAUCAACCAACCCAAUGGCAGGACGGUGUCCUUACAGGUGGCAUCUAACCCCAUUGAGUGCUCCCAGCGCUCAGCACAGGAGCUGCCCCUCGUGGAUAAACAGAGCAUGGAAAGCUGUGCCGCCUCAGGGGGGGAACAGAUGCUUCUCAGCGGGCACAACUUCCAGCCCGACUCCAAGGUGGUGUUUGUGGAGCGAGCACAAGAUGGCCAUCACAUAUGGGAAAUGGAGGCCAAAGUCAACAGAGAAUCAUCCAAAUCUGUGGCUUUGCUUGUGGAAGUCCCACCAUACCGGAACCAAAGAAUAUCCAGUCCAGUUCAAGUGAAUUUCUAUGUGUGCAAUGGCAAGCGGAAGAGAAGCCAGUACCAGCGUUUCACAUACCUGCCCACAAACGUUCCAACCAUAAAAACAGAGCCGCAUGACGACUACGACCUCCCCCAGGUAUGUGCGCCGCUCCAUCCCGCCGGGUUGGCGCUGCAUCCGAAGCCCUACUACAGCCCCCCGGCGAUGACCCCCAUGAUGCCCUCAGAACUAAGGCCUUGUGUCACGGGCUCAUUCGCAUCGAGCCCUCAGAGACUGGUGGCAAAGCCCACCUCACUGUCCUGCUCGUCCUCCCCCAGCACCAGCCCCAAACUACAGGAUCUUUCCCCGCCUCACCUCCCCACUAAGUGCCUAUCAGCAGGAUCGAACCUGGGCCCCCAGUCUCCCACUGUCCCACACGUCUCCACCAUCCAGCCCACGCCCGGACGCUACCCGCAGUCCAUCCUCUACCCAACAGGAAGCGCUGCAUCCUCUCCAGGGUCCCAUCCUUCCACCCCAAACUCUGCACCAGAACUCCCCUUCACUCCCAGCCACAGUCUGACCCAAUCGCAGGCCACCAGCGAGGCCUCUGCGUUAGCAGCUCAGAUAACCAAAGGACCGGUGAGGAGCGUGUCCUCCCCCCUCCUACAGGAGGAGGGAGACGCCCCCGCCAUGCUGGCUGUCAGCAUCAAGCAGGAACCACAGGAACUGGAUCAAAUGUACCUAGAUGAUGUUAACGAAAUCAUAAGGAACGAUCUCUCCAGCAUCUCCGUUCACAGCCACGCAUAGCAGCCGAAGGUCCCUCUGAGAAGACCACGGCAAUCAUGAACUCUUCAGCAUACCGAAUUUCUGACAGAAGAUCCGAAUCAGCAAGACCUGACUCUGAUAACACCGAUUCAACAAACAAACCCUAUGCACUCAGAGUUCCACUUCAUAUGAGGCCAUCAGAACUCACCGAACCUUGCUUGUUUUAUUUCCACGGGGGGGGACUGAAAACCAGCCUAAAAGCACAGAAAAAAAACAACAAAAAAACAAGUGCACUUCAUUUCAGAAUUUAUCAGCACAUCCUGCCGAAAUGGAGCGCUUGUGCUAUUGCGGACCAAGUUGUCUCCCUUUUGCGUUUGUCCUAUUUACUCUCUUGUACUCGAUGUAGCUUUUUAAAUUAUUACCGUAAGUGCAGUUUGACGUCUUUUUCAUGUAAUUUUCUAAAAAAAAAAAAAAAAAAAAAAAAAAAAAAAAAAAGAA